AUGAGACCAUCCAAGGAGUUAAAUCUUUAAAGAUUGCUAGAGAGAAGAAAAGACAAAAAGCAAACAAAAUUGAAAUCGAAAUACAAUAUAUGGCAAAAGUGGGAAGCGAAUAUCUAUUGAUUCAACAAUUAGAAUUUAAAAAUUCUUGUGCUUUAAAAAAUAAUGAAGGAUUUGGGCUUGAAUUAAAUAAUGCCUAUGAUAUAAUGGUUGAUGCUGCUUCUAAACAAAACGCAUUUAAAGCAUUAAAGAAUAAAUUUUAUCAUGAAAACGCUAAAUCUACCAUGCGAAAUAAAAGGUGA
Messenger RNA from Racocetra fulgida, 299 nucleotides. NCBI's taxonomy places the organism in Eukaryota, Fungi, Glomeromycota, Glomeromycetes, Diversisporales, Gigasporaceae. The record is from the annotation of a GenBank genome assembly.